Molecule: messenger RNA, 2948 nt
Organism: Camelus dromedarius (Arabian camel)
Lineage: Eukaryota; Metazoa; Chordata; Mammalia; Artiodactyla; Camelidae
Gene: COQ8A
Product: coenzyme Q8A
Exons: 15
Coding region: 151-2094 (647 amino acids)
Biological process (GO): ubiquinone biosynthetic process
Source: RefSeq, a predicted model, not a curated record
CGGGGCGGGGCUGUGGGCGCUGGGUCUCCGGGCGCGGGCGAGUUGGUAAACAGAUCCGGAGCGCGUGCCGGGCGCCAGCGCUGCGGCGGGCGCGCGGAAGCUGCGCGAAGGUGACCGUGGACUGCAGCUUCCUGCCCCCAGCCCUGAAGCAUGGCUGCCAUGUUGGGGGAUGCCAUCAUGGUGGUCAAAGGCCUGGUCAAGCUGACUCAGGCGGCCGUGGAGACCCACCUGCAGCACUGGGGCCUCGGCGGGGAGCUCCUCGUGGCAGCCAGGGCCCUGCAGUCCACGGCCGCAGAGCAGAUUGGCGUGGUCUGGGGGCAGGUGCAGGGUCAAGAGAAGCAUGAAGAGCCUCCCUUCAGCAGCUUCGACGACUUGCAAGCAGAGUUUCACUUCGCAGGGUCGAGGGCCGAGGGCACCUCCGAGGAUUUCUCUGUGGCCUCCUCCCCUGAUCAGUCAUCUCCGCACUGGGAUCCUGCCAGCAAUGACGGCCCUGCUCCUGCCUAUGUUGUCAGUGGACCCUUUAGGGAAGGCGGGCUCCCAGGCCAGGCCGCCUCCCAUCUGGGCAGGGCGAAUGGGAGGCUCUUUGCAGACCCCAGAGACUCAUUCUCUGCCAUGGGCCUUCAGAGAAGGUUCUUCCACCAAGACCAGUCCCCCAUGGGGGGCCUCACGGCUGAGGACAUUGAGAAGGCCCGGCAGGCCAAGGCUCGUCCCGAGGGCAAGCCCCACAAACAGAUGCUCAGUGAGCGGGCUCGGGAGCGGAAGGUGCCUGUUACUCGGAUUGGUCGGCUGGCCAACUUUGGAGGUCUUGCCGUAGGCCUGGGCUUUGGGGCAUUGGCUGAGGUCGCCAAGAAGAGCCUUCGCCCCGAGGAUUCCUCAGGGAAGAAGGCUGUGCUGGAUUCCAGCCCCUUCCUGUCGGAGGCCAAUGCAGAGCGCAUUGUGCGCACGCUCUGCAAGGUGCGUGGGGCGGCGCUCAAGCUGGGCCAGAUGCUGAGCAUCCAGGAUGACGCCUUCAUCAACCCCCAUUUGGCCAAGGUCUUUGAGCGGGUGAGGCAGAGCGCCGACUUCAUGCCGCUGAAACAGAUGACGAAAACUCUCAACAAUGACCUGGGCCCCAACUGGCGAGACAAGCUGGAGUACUUUGAGGAGCGGCCCUUUGCAGCCGCCUCCAUCGGGCAGGUGCACCUGGCGCGCAUGAAGGGUGGCCGCGAGGUGGCCAUGAAGAUCCAGUACCCUGGCGUGGCCCAGAGCAUCAACAGUGAUGUCAACAACCUCAUGACCGUGCUGAACAUGAGCAACAUGCUUCCAGAAGGCCUGUUCCCAGAGCACCUGAUCGACGUGCUGAGGCGGGAGCUGGCUCUUGAGUGCGACUACCAGCGAGAGGCCGCCUGUGCCCGCAAGUUCAGGGAGCUGUUGAAAGACCACCCCUUCUUCUACGUGCCGGAGAUUGUGGACGAGCUCUGCAGCCCCCACGUGCUGACCACAGAACUGGUGUCCGGCUUCCCCUUGGACCAGGCUGAGGGGCUGAGCCAGGAGAUCCGUAACGAGAUCUGCUACAACAUCCUCGUCCUGUGCCUGAGGGAGCUGUUUGAGUUCCAUUUCAUGCAGACAGACCCCAACUGGUCCAACUUCUUUUAUGACCCUCAGGAGCACAAGGUGGCCCUUCUGGACUUCGGGGCAACUCGGGAAUUCGACAGAUCCUUCACUGACCUCUACAUUCAGAUCAUCAGGGCUGCUGCUGACAGGGACCGGGAGGCUGUGCUGAAGAAAUCGAUAGAGAUGAAGUUCCUCACCGGCUACGAGAUCAAGGCCAUGGAAGAUGCCCACUUAGACGCCAUCCUCAUCCUGGGGGAGGCUUUUGCCUCGGAGGAGCCCUUUGACUUUGGCACCCAGAGCACCACCGAGAAGAUCCACAACCUGAUCCCCAUUAUGCUGAGGCACCGGCUUGUCCCGCCGCCUGAGGAGACCUACUCCUUGCACAGGAAGAUGGGGGGCUCCUUCCUCAUCUGCUCCAAGCUGAAGGCCCGGUUCCCCUGCAAGGCCAUGUUCGAGGAGGCCUACAGCAAUUACUGCAGGAGGCAGGCUGAGCAGCAGUAGCUGCAGGCCCGGUCGCCCGCAGACGGUCCUGCCGCUAAAACUAGUAGGAAGCUGGUGGUGCCAAUGCUCCGUUUCAUCUCCUUCGCCCCGUGAGAGGGUGGCCGCUGAUGGGGAGGGACGCUGCUUGGAGCCUGUUGCCAGUGUGGUUUUUAUCACUAAGUGGGUGUUGGGGUGAGAGCCACGAGAAUUUGAAAAGCAACCCCACUAUGGUCAGAAUCUGCGUAUGUUUAUUCAUCCUCUGAAAUAACUCUCGAUAAAAAGACAAUUUUAUUUCCUUUUCCUUUUUGUAACAGGGGUUUUGCUAAUGUGAAUGUUAACCAGGAGGUGAGAGUUCUCCCUUUGAAUCCCUGCCACAAAAACAAAACAAAAAAACCAAAAACCAAAAACCAAAACCAAAUACCCCAAAACCAGAGAAACCUUUUGGAUUUUACUGAGUGUAGUAUAAGGUUUAUGCGUGUAUGUGUUUCUAGAAUGAGAUCUGUGUUUUCUGGCUUUUCCUCUCCAGCCUGAGAUCUGGAGCUGGGAGAAGUGCUGAUCUGAGCAGUGCCAACAAGUGCUGUUUCACCGAGAUGUCCACCCACACCUGCUCUCUGGCUGGUUCCUGUAUGGUUUUUUGACAACCAGAAGUUUCCAGAGAACUGCUGCCUCCUAUGGGGAGGGGCAGGAGCUGCAAAAGGGGAGAGAAAGCCACGUGCUGUCUCUGUGCUCGAAGACAGGUGUGUGGGGGUCCCGGAGCCGUUGUGGAAGAUGUGCACAUGUCACCUGGUAGGACCCGAGGGUUCAGCACAGGCUCUGUUAAUUUUUGUACAACUCUUGUAAAGACUUGUUUCAAUUAAAAAAAUCCUAUCAUUGUG